Messenger RNA from Aspergillus pseudoviridinutans, 3936 nucleotides. RefSeq names its product ABC transporter ATP-binding protein. Gene Ontology annotation, biological process: transmembrane transport. Gene Ontology annotation, molecular function: ATP binding; ABC-type transporter activity; ATP hydrolysis activity. Gene Ontology annotation, cellular component: membrane. The transcript is spliced from 2 exons. Lineage: Eukaryota; Fungi; Ascomycota; Eurotiomycetes; Eurotiales; Aspergillaceae. The record is from RefSeq and is a predicted model, not a curated record. The coding region runs from base 1 to 3936 and encodes 1311 amino acids.
AUGAAGCUCGUUCAGAAACUAUCGGGCUAUCCCCGCCUGCUCCUGGCUGGCAAUCCUUCCAAGGUCGAUGUAGGUCGACUCCUGCUGGGCAUUGUCAGCGCAGCCGCCUCUGGAGUUCCAUUCCCCUUGAUCGGAAUUCUGUUCGGUCAGCUCCUCGACGACUUUAACUCAGUGACAUGCGGCGAGUCAGAAUCAUCGGACUCAAACUCCGACUAUCAACAUGACAUAAACGGCAAGAUUCUGAUUAUAGUGUAUCUGGCUAUCGCUCAGUUUGUUCUAAUCUACAUCCACCUCUCAUGCUGGAGUCUGAACGGCGCUCGACUGGCGCAACGCCUGAGGGAAACCUAUCUACAGAACCUUCUCCGACAAGAACCGUCGUACUUUGAUAAACUACCUCCCGGCGAGAUUGCAUCGCGGCUUAAUGGUGACAUACAGGCUAUUCGGUCCGGCACAUCGGAGAAAGUGGGGAUAUGUUUAUCAAGUCUGUCCUUUUUCAUCACCGCAUACAUCGUGGCCUUUAUCAAAGAUGCCAAGCUUGCCGGCAUGCUCGUUUCGUUGAUCCCAGCAUACUUUUUGAUGUCGUUCGUCGGAAGUCAUUAUAUCGAGAAAUACACCGGGCGCAUGUCGGAUUACGCUGCGAGCGCCGCGUCCAUUGCUUCAGAGGCACUUUCCAACACCGUCGUGGUGCAGGCCUUUGGUGCCAAUGCGCGGCUGGAGGACAAAUUCUCCAAGGCACUCAAGGCUGCGGAAACUGAAGGAUUGAAGAAGGCAACAGCGGUUGGCAUACAAUCCGGAGUGCUAUAUUUUAUUGCAUACUCCGCCAAUGGUCUGGCGUUCUGGCAAGGGAGUAGACGGAUUGCCGAAUCCGUGAGUGAUAAUACUCACGGUGCCACGGUGGGUGCUACUUUUACUGUGAUUUUCAUUCUUGUUGAAGCCACCCUCCUCCUCAGUCAAGUUGCGCCGUUCUUGCACUUGUUCGUCGCCGCUGUCGCCUCAUUCCAGAAGUUGCGUGAGGAUAUUGACCGCGAGCCGAUGAUUGACAGUACGAGCGAUUCUGGACUUCGACUUACCCAGGCUGAGGGCAGUUUUGAAUUCAAGAAUGUUUCCUUCACCUAUCCCUCGCGCCCCGAGAUCACCGUUCUCGACAACAUAAGUCUUACCAUCCCGGCCAACAAGCAUACCGCUAUUGUCGGUCUAUCGGGUAGUGGCAAGUCGACCAUUGCGGGUUUGGUGACAAGACUCUACGACCCCACAAAAGGCCAGAUUCUUUUCGAUGGCCACGACCUGCGUGAUAUCAAUGCUCGUGACUUGAGAAGCUUUCUGAGCCUGGUUCAGCAGGAGCCUUCUCUCCUUGACCGAUCGCUUUUAGAGAACAUUGCUCACGGGCUGAUCAACUCUAGCAAUCCGAGCCAUGCACACCUAAAGACGACCCUGUUGAGUACUGAUCUGGCGGAUCUCGCAAGCGAAGUCAGGGACGGCAAGGAUUUAAUGGCAGCAGCAGAGGCGCGUGGUUCGACUGUCGUUGAAAUAGUUGACUUGGUGAAAAAGGCCGCAUCACUUGCAGAUGCAGACGGAUUCAUCAAUGCGCUGCAACACGGCUACGGUACAACCGUAGGCUCUAGCGGCCGGCUGAUCAGUGGUGGCCAGAAACAGCGAGUUGCACUGUCCAGGGCUCUAGUCAAGGAUCCUGCAGUGCUCAUACUAGAUGAAGCUACGGCUUCUCUGGAUUCACGGAGCGAACAGCGCAUCCAGCGGGCAAUCUCUAAUAUUGCCUGCGGCAGGACUAUCAUCACAAUUGCACAUCGCUUAUCAACGAUCACCGGUGCGGACAACAUCAUUGUCAUGCAUAAGGGUCAUAUCGUGGAACAAGGCAAUCAUGCGACUCUCAUGGCCAAGAAUGGCACCUACGCUGAGCUUGUCAAACUGCAGACUCUCGCAGGCAAGGAUGAAACGCCAGUCAACAUCGAGAGCGUCAGCAAGUCUGAUCAGGCAUCUUCAAGCGAGGCCGAUGAGAAAGCCAUUCUUUUCCUGGGCGACCUUGGCGAUGCUGAGAAAGCUCCAGUCUCUACAGCCGAAGCUCCCGUUGACUCCGAGGAGGCAGAGCCCCAGACUCCCAAAAAGUCCCUCUGGGCGCUUGCCAGAGGCUACGCGCCAGCAUUGCGACCUCACCUGCUGUUCAUUUUUCUUGCACUUCUUGGCUCGAGUAUCGUUGGUGGAGCCUUUUCUGGAGAAGCGGUGAUCUUCGGAAACACCGUUGGCAGUCUGAAUCCUUGCCACAGCGCUGAUAGCAUUCGGUCAAAAGGAAAUUUCUUCGGGUUGAUGUUCUUCGUCCUCGCUAUUAUUGAAUUCUUCGCCAACGUGGUCAGUUGGUCUGGCUUUGGCUGGGUCUCUGAGAAGAUUGUCUACGCGGUUCGGGUCUUGUCGUUCCGGUCACUAUUCGAGCAGGACCUGCAAUGGCAUCAGUCCGAGGGCCGCACACCAGCUUUGCUUCUGUCCUAUAUUACCAGAGAUGGCAAUGCGUUGGCUGGCUUAAGCGGUUCGGUUAUUGGCACCUUGUUCUCGAUCACCGUCAACCUCAUCGCGGCCAUUAUCCUGACUCACAUCAUCGCGUKGAGGAUCGCAUUAGUCUGCCUGGCGCUGGUACCGCUUCUGCUUGGAGCUGGGCUGAUGGAGCUCCAUGUGCUCGGGAAAUUCGAGGAGCGCCACGAGAAUGCAUACACAAAGUCUGUCGAUAUCGGCGUCGAAGCCAUCACAUCCAUCAAGACCAUCGCAUCUCUGUCCCUAGAAGACGAGACUCUACGGACCUACCGGCAAUCACUAAAGGGUCCCCGCAAAGAGACAUUCAUGGUCACCGUGCAUGCAAGCCUAUGGCAGGCAAUGACCUACUUCCUCGGCAACCUGGUAAACGCCCUGGCAUACUGGUGGGGUGCCAAGCAGAUCAUCGCAGGUAACUACACCCAAACGCAGUUCCUGAUCGUCGUCUUCUCCCUGCUCGUCAGUGCCCUCCUGUGGAGUCAAAUGUUUGCCCUCGCACCGGAGCUCUCCAGCGCCCGCGCCGCAAUGGCCCGAAUCCUAAGUCUCAUUGAGAUCGGCUCGGAUAAAAUGCAAGGACGCGUCCGGAGCCCUACCACGAAUGGCUCGAAUGACCCCGAGGCAACGGCUGAGCCCAAGACCAUCUUAUCAAACCACCAAGCCUCAAGCGUGCAGCUGCGCGACGUGCACUUCGCCUACCCCGCCCGACCAGAUAUCAAAGUCCUCAACGGCCUGAGUAUCGAUAUCCGACCUGGCCAGUUCUGCGCCCUGGUGGGACCCAGCGGCGCGGGCAAAUCAACCAUCAUUUCCCUCAUUGAACGGCUCUACACCCCGGAGUCCGGCGCCAUCAUCGUCGACGGCGUAGACAUCACCAAGCACCGCGACGUCUCCUUCCGUGACUCCAUGGCACUGGUCCCACAGGAGAGCGUCCUCUUCGAGGGCACCAUUGAGUUCAACAUCGGCCUUGGGGCGCGACCAGACCGCGAAGCAACCAUGGACGAAAUCGUCGAGGCGUGCAAGCUUGCCAAUAUCCACGACGUGAUUCAGUCCUUGCCGGACGGAUACCAGACGCUCUGCGGACCGAACGGGAGCCAGUUCUCUGGAGGCCAGAAGCAGCGGCUAUCGAUUGCCAGGGCGCUGGUUCGGAAACCCAAGUUGUUGAUUCUAGAUGAGUCGACGAGUGCGUUGGAUGCGGAGUCGGAGAAGUUGCUGCAGGAUGGGCUGGAGAAGGCCACGAAAGGGAUCACGGUCAUUGCGAUUGCGCAUCGGUUGCAUACGAUUCGCAAGGCAGAUGUGAUUUUCUUGGUCGAGGGGGGUAAAUGUGUGGAUCGGGGGACGCAUGAGGAAUUGCUGCAGAGGUCGGAGAGUUAUAGGGCGAAUGUCAUGCAUCAGACUGUGGCGUAG